AUGCGGUUAUUGCAAUUUUUUUGGCCACCACUGUAUAUUGAAGUAUUUAGUCCAGAAUUUCUAUUUAUUAAAGGUUGUAAUAAUAUUGCAGCAGAAUUUUUAUCCAAUUUUUAUCUUUUUACUAAGGAAGAGGAGAAAUAUAACUCAUUAUCCACAAUCAACUUAUCCAUCCAGGUUCAAAACGACUUUAUAAUACCUUAA
Molecule: messenger RNA, 201 nt
Organism: Hepatospora eriocheir
Lineage: Eukaryota; Fungi; Microsporidia; Hepatosporidae
Source: the annotation of a GenBank genome assembly